Messenger RNA from Coccomyxa subellipsoidea C-169, 550 nucleotides. RefSeq lists its product as hypothetical. The record is from RefSeq and is a predicted model, not a curated record. The transcript has a single exon. NCBI's taxonomy places the organism in Eukaryota, Viridiplantae, Chlorophyta, Trebouxiophyceae, Coccomyxaceae. The coding region runs from base 351 to 518 and encodes 55 amino acids.
CCUCAAUAUUUUCAUCUACACAUGAGUGCAUCAUUCAACUGGCAGCACUCUGUGGCUAAAUUUUGCAAAUGCGUACCAGUAAUCAAAGAGCUGUGAUCCGGGCUACCAGGGAAAUAGCCACUCGGUACAAUACUGUGAAAAAUCGACCGUGUUCGACUUCAGAGCCUGAUCAGCCACAGGGCACAUGUACCACCCACUUGUAGAUGUUAGAUGACAUGUUGCGCAAUAGUAUUGCAAUCCUCCAUGGCAACUCCAUCUUGAAAAGUACAAAAACCAGGACAGGAACUUCCAACCAUGGCGAUUGCUAAAAAAGACUUGUGUCCAAGCAAUUAAAUUGGCGUCUUGGUACCAUGGGUGGCAUGCCACAACAGAGAUGCGCAACGCAUGCCACCACAGCUGAGAAACCAGAGGGGCCUGAAAUUUCCCUUUCUUAUACAAGGGAAUGUUGCAAUGUUCCCAAACCCUGUCAACACCUCCCCCAGUGGGGACCCCCACUCAAUCCAACCCCCAGCUCUUGAAGGAUCACAAACAUUUCUUAUCUAUUGCUCAC